AACGGCAAACGCAUCAUCAAAUAAUCAAUCGCUGACUAAACGCGAUAUUUGGUGGCAAUCACACUGGACUGUUGCUGUUCUGCGCCGAUCGGCCUGGCCCAAGCUGGGAUGGCCCUAAAGUAGGAGAGUCUCAGGUUUAACUUGACUGUAGAAGGAUUGCGCCGCGGCCUCUUUUGUCGCCAUUAUCAUUAGCUGCUGCGGUAUCGUGUUCAGCGUCUACUACUGUCUUCUCUAAAGCGUCGUGUAUGCUGUCACUUUGAUCGCCAGUGUUUAUGGUAUUCCUCAUUUGAACCAACCAGUCUCCCGCUUCGUUUGAGCGCAUCUUUGCGAUCCGCCAUCUUCGCCGCACUCCUCCGUACCGAGCUUCUCCUAGAAACCUCCGCACUCCGUUUUAUCCAGCUCACUGGCAUCUCUGCCAACUGAUACACCAUGGUUGGCAAGAAGUCUGGAAAGGCUCUCCUUCGGGAUGAGGGCCUUGAACGAACCGAUAACAAUAUGGAUCUAUCGAGCUGGCCUCAGAUACCUGCGAUCAACCAGAAAAACUACUACACCGAUUACCUGAAGAGAGACGACCAGUAUUUGGCUUUUAGGUUGCAAAAUGAAGAGAAUAGAAAUCGGAUGGCCAAAACAGCCAAGGACCGAGACCGUGCUCUUGCGAUGGAAAAAGCGAAUGACCUGGGAAUUCCCGAACCGGACGCAGAUGAUGGCGAUACAAACAUGGAGGAUGAAGAGAGUGAAGUUGAGACAGUUGGCUCCAAGGUCAUUGUCAUACAUCUUGGCAGUCAAAAUCUUCGAAUCGGGCUGGCCAGCGAUGCUUUACCAAAGACUGUUCCUAUGGUAAUUGCAAGGAAGUCUUCUACCAGCGAAUCCGAGGACAGGGAAGAACCCAACCCUAAAAGGUUGAAGCUGGACGAUGAUUCUGCGAUGGAGCCAGAGAAGAUGUUUGGUUCUGAGUUUUCCUCCCAAUAUUCCACGAUGGUCGCGGACCUUAAGGUACACAUGCGCCAGAACAAACGCAGGACCCUGCCGAACUCGAAAGAAAUGGUCGUCAAUUAUAAUCGGAGAACGGUACCAGAGACGAUUUCUGAACACAACGAUCCCAUGCGUGUGGACUGGACAGAAAUCCCGGAUGCACCAGCUUCGGCGCCCGAAUACAUUGUCGGGCAAGAAGCUUUGAGAAUACCCGAUGCUUCAAAUCCUCGUUAUAAGCUAUAUUGGCCAAUGAGAUAUGGAUGGUGUAAUGAGAAGGACUAUAACAGCAAGAGACUUAUGUUCUUGGACAUUUCAUUGAUUCUCGAAGAAGCGAUCAAGAACCAAUUGGGCCUUACAAGCAAGAAGGAAUGGCCUCAAUAUUCAUGCGUAUUCGUCAUUCCGGAUCUCUACGAGAAGUCGUACGUGUCACAAGUUCUAGAGAUGCUGAUGCGAGAGUUCGCAUUUGCCCGCGUUUGUUUUAUCCAGGAGAGUCUUGCUGCUACCUUUGGCGCGGGAUUCACCUCGGCCUGUGUUGUUGACAUUGGUGCGCAAAAGACAUCUAUAUGUUGCGUCGAAGAGGGCAUGUGUAUUGAAAACUCCCGGGUCAAUCUGAAAUACGGAGGAGCAGACGUGACCGAGACUUUCAUCAAAAUGAUGCUUUACGACCACUUUCCUUAUGCCGAGAUAAACCUGUGGCGCAGGUAUGAUUUCUUGUUGGCCGAGGAGCUGAAGAAAAACAUUUGCACCAUGAAUGAAGCCAGUGUUUCUGUUCAGGUUUAUGAUUUUCACCUCCGUGUCGCCGGCCAAGAUACCCGAAAGUACACUUUCAAGGCAUACGACGAAGUGCAUCUGGCUCCCAUGGGCUACUUUCAACCAUCUAUCUUCGAGAAUUCAGACAAAAUCAACGGACGGAGGACUCUGAUUGAACGCUCGGUUGAUAUUUAUGACGGCCAACCAAACGACCCGGUGUCUGCGGCUCAGUCCGAGAUCCUGACCACCAUUGCUCCCCCACAGGCUAAUGGACAAGUCAAUGGUGAGACUCACUCAAACACUUUGGACGUGCAAUCAACACCGAGUCGUUCCCAACAAGUCAAUGCACUCAGUCGCGUGCAAGAACUUGAUGCUACUCCUCGAUCUUCAGUUGCUGGCUCUCCUGCACCGGAGGCCCUGGGUACUCCUCAGGCAGGUGGAGCGGCGACUCCAGCCGUCGGAGGACAAGCUCAAGCCCCGCAACAGCCUCGUGCGCCUACUGUUGAAGAACGAGAUGACAUACCCCCUGUGUUCCCACUGGACACUGCCAUCCUUACUUCUAUUGCACACGCUACCCGCGGAGAGGAACGUAAAAUGCGAGACUUCCUUGGAGGAAUCAUGAUCGUUGGAGGCGGAAGCCAGAUCAACGGCUUUCAUUCCUUCCUCGAGGAGCGAUUACAGUACCUUCGCCCAGGAUUCGCCAAGGAGAUCAUGAUUGGUACGCCUCCAAGAGAUCUCGACCCGCAAGUCGUUGUAUGGAAGGGCGCAAGUGUAUUCGGGAAGCUGAGUGGAACUAAUGACAGCUGGAUCGGUCAGUUGGAAUAUGAUAGAUUGGGCCACAGACUCAUGGCGUACAAGUGCAUGUGGGCUUAUUGAUUCGAUGCUACUUUAUUUAUUCUAUUUCCCUUUUCUUAUUUACUUUUAUGAAGGAUGGCAUUUGAGAUAUCUUAUUGAUUUUAUGGGUUCUCUUGUAUCAAAAUAGUAUGGCUUAUAACCAAUUGGUUGAAUUCUGAAGCAGGAUAGCAGAAUAUUAAACUAUCUAAAUGAUAUUAAAGGAUUGACUCCCAC
Messenger RNA from Aspergillus wentii DTO 134E9, 2790 nucleotides. RefSeq names its product putative chromatin remodeling complex subunit (Arp8). NCBI's taxonomy places the organism in Eukaryota, Fungi, Ascomycota, Eurotiomycetes, Eurotiales, Aspergillaceae. The transcript has 4 exons. Gene Ontology annotation, cellular component: Ino80 complex. Bases 430 to 2598 code for a protein of 722 amino acids. Gene Ontology annotation, biological process: double-strand break repair; regulation of DNA-templated transcription. The record is from RefSeq and is a predicted model, not a curated record.